UCAGAUGACUGCGUAGUUGCAGUUACGAUUGAGAUGGGCCAUCGUGCUAACUUCCGGACAGAACCUUCUCCAGAAGGUUUUUCACAUGACUGGACAGUGUUUGUUCGAGGAUUUGAAGGAAGUCGCUUGGAAUAUUUUGUGGAGAAAGUUAUCUUCAAACUACACAAGACUUUUAGAUCCCCAACCAGAGUCAUAACUGAUCCACCCUUUCGAGUAACAGAAUCUGGAUAUGCAGGAUUUACCAUGCCGAUUGAGAUAUACUUUAAGAACAAGCAGACGCCAAGGAAAAUCGUAUUUUCAUACGAUCUGUUUCUGAACAUUAUUGACUGUCCUCCCAUAAAUCAUGUUCGCUAUGAGAAGUUGAAAUUUAAAAAUCCAACACCAGAUUUUAAGGCAAUGCUUAUCAAAGCUGGCGGGAAAAAGAACAAAUCAAAACGACAGCUCAAGUCUGCAUCACCAGCUACAUCUUUGUCAUCACUGUCACCAAUGUCCUCUGAUAAUGAUGAUACUCGACCUCCUCCUCCACCAGUUAAACAAGAGAAGGAGAGCUCUUCUGGAAAGAAGGAGAGUUCAUUAUCAUCAAAGCCAAAACAUGAUUCUUCUUCAUCACACAAGGACAGGUCAAAGCAUAGAAGCAGCUCCUCACAUUCUUCCCACAGAGAGAGGCCAGACAAAGAAACUUCACAUAAAUCUCACAAGCACAAAGACAAGACGAAAGAAAGGGAUAGAAGCAGCUCACAUAAAGACAAAGAUGCUGUAAAGAAAGAUAAGGAUGUAGGUUCUCAAAAGAUUGUUAAAGAAAAUUUGGAAUCCAGAAAGGAAAGAGAAGGCUCUCAUUCUUCUGGGAAAAGCUCCACGUCGUCUUCUCAAGUUGACAACAAGGUUGCAGCACAGGUAUCUCAUAAAGAAAGGGAGAAAAAUGUGCCAAGCAAGGACAAAGACACAACAAGAUCCUCAAAGGAAAAACGUCAAAGUUCCAGCAAAGAGAAAGAGAAAUUGCCUAAGGAAAAGCAUUCCUCCUAUAAAGAUGUUUCUCAAGCUUCACAUUCAGAACCUAAAAAGGUGAAAGAAGACAUGGGUAAAGAAAAUGAUGUGCAUCAAAAGAGCAGUAAGAGACAUGUGGAAUCUACAAAUAAAGUCGAAAAAGAGAAACUUAAGAGAAGUUCUGCUGGAAGCACAAAUGAGAAAUCUAAAGAGGCAAAGAGCAGUUCUGGAAAAGAGAAUCAUGUUUCAAGAGAUAGUACAGAGAAGGAAUCAUCAAAAGAAGGUGAAGAAUCAAAUUUGGCAGCUUCUCAUAAAAGCAAGCAUAAGAGGAAUCGUCAUUCAAAAAAGAAAGGGCAGAGCCACUCUCCAGAGAUUAAACAUGAGAAAUCCACAGAAAAACUUUCAGAAAGUCCUCAACUACAUGAGAAUCUCUCUCAUUCAGAGAGACUGGCAGUGACUGCAAUCUCUCACUCUCCAUUCAGAAAUAAAUCAGGUGAAGAAGAAAGCACAACUCAACAGGAAGAUCUUAAAUCAGUCUUGAACAAACAGUCUGAACAGCCCACCCAAGUUCAAGAUACUACUUUGAAAAUGGUAGCCAGGAGCAUGUCUGCAGAGGAAAUACCAAAACAGAAAGUAGAAUCUGAACCCACUAAACAUGAUGCCAAAAAAUACAGCAAAGCAAAGAAGAAAGCCAAGUCAAAAAAUGUGGAGCAGAAGACGGAAUGUUUGGAUGCAGCCAACACUGACAACGUUCAGCAUUGUUAUGGACUGGAUAUGUUGGCAGCAAAUGGUAUAUCUAUUGGAGAGCUCAUUGUUGUCACUGAACAAAUUGCAAAAGCUCAUACACAUUCAGACCGUGAACUCCUAGAGAAGGUUACAAGAAUAAUUGGGGAAACAGAUGAUUUUGAUAUCAGUGACGUGUUUCUGUCAUUUGACAUUUGCAGUGUGGAUAAAACUGUUGUCCGGCAGAUUCAAGCUUUGUUUAGAGAAUGCUAA
Messenger RNA from Candidula unifasciata, 1980 nucleotides. Lineage: Eukaryota; Metazoa; Mollusca; Gastropoda; Stylommatophora; Geomitridae. The record is from the annotation of a GenBank genome assembly.